Messenger RNA from Branchiostoma floridae (Florida lancelet), 1200 nucleotides. RefSeq lists its product as uncharacterized. NCBI's taxonomy places the organism in Eukaryota, Metazoa, Chordata, Leptocardii, Amphioxiformes, Branchiostomatidae. The coding region runs from base 220 to 1200 and encodes 326 amino acids. Gene Ontology annotation, molecular function: metalloexopeptidase activity. The transcript is spliced from 8 exons. Gene Ontology annotation, biological process: proteolysis. The record is from RefSeq and is a predicted model, not a curated record.
UGCUUCUGUCGUCAGUGUUUGGACACUAGAGUUUAGCGGAGGGACCACGACGCCAUUUGAACUGUAUCAAAUCUACGGUGUGCCCAAAAGCCAUUGUGACAGUUUCUACUAUUUCUUCUUCUGUAGACGUAUGAAGACUUAGAGAAGUCGGUCAGACACUCUGCAUUCAAAAGGGAAACCACUUGUGUCAACCAGUUCGGGACGACUGACUUGGACGAGAUGGUCCUCAAAUUCUUCGUCAUAUAUGCCGUCGUCAUCUUCAAGGUGACGAGUGCCACCGACCCGUGGACUACAACAGAUAAUUUGAGAACGCUUUUGAACGACCAUUUUGGGGACAACCGCCACCAUGUCACCAACCCUGACGGCAAAGAUGCUGCGUUUAAUUUUAUUGACGACACGUUCAAUGGCUAUGGAUUGCAAGUAGUCGACGCUGACUUCUACACAGACAACCCCAAUGUGAAUGGCAAAAACAUAGUAGGAAUGUGGCCGGGCCGUCUGACCGGGACCCGCCUGGACAGACCCAUCGUGCUGACGGCUCACUACGACAGUUCCCGGGGCAAGGCUGCCGUGCAAGACAACGGGUCCGGCCUGGCCGCCCUGAUGGAGGCCGCCCGACUCAUCACGUCCCAACCCUGCAUCCAGGACUACCUGGUCGUGUUCGCUGCGCUUGACAUGGAGAUAAAAGAGAGUCCAGAUCACAACGACGCGGCAUGUUACAACGGGUACUGUGGGAGUAAGGAUUUCGCUGAACAGUACAUGAUUCGGUAUCUGGAUUCCGUUGGCGUUAACGUCGCCAACAUCAACGGCGUCAUCAUCUUGGACUCUAUCCUCAACUUUAACGACACCCUAGGGGCGCAGACACUUCCCCCAAACUCCACACAGAUUCCUGGCCUGAAGGAGAGUGCAGAGAGUGUACAACAGGAUGGCUUCAAGGGAAACUUCAUUUUGGUGGCCUCCCGUGAGGAGUACGACUUCCCGCUGUACUCGGCGUUCUACAACAGGUGGGACCAGGCGGGACAGCCGCAGUACAAACGGCAGUCGGUGCUGCUCCCUCUGAAGGACGUGGUGACAGCUGUAGAAACACAGUCGGAUCCUAACUGGAAUGUGUACAGGGAGUUCAUCAGUGAUGACCUCACGAGUUUCUGGAACUCCAGCACGGACAUCAAGGCCAUGUUGCUGACAGACACAAAAAUGCCAUAA